This is a messenger RNA of Notothenia coriiceps (black rockcod), 904 nucleotides long. Its product is annotated as germinal-center associated nuclear protein-like. NCBI's taxonomy places the organism in Eukaryota, Metazoa, Chordata, Actinopteri, Perciformes, Nototheniidae. Bases 2 to 889 code for a protein of 295 amino acids. The transcript is spliced from 4 exons. The record is from RefSeq and is a predicted model, not a curated record.
GAUGCUGCACACGCUGGUCCAGGAAGGCCUGAUCUCAGAGUUCACCUUCUUCUUCAUACUAGAGACCACCAGUGAGCUGCAGGGAACCAAACAGCUGAGCCAGGCUACACGCUGGCUGCUGGCCCGUGCCCCCCCGCUGCUCCCUCUCUCCUGUCAGACCCUGGUGCAGCUGGUGGAGGACGCGCUGAGUCGUGAGUUCAGCCCCAGAGUCUACGCCCACCACCAGGAUCGCGCCGCUGCCCUUCUCCCCCCCCAGGAGCCAGCGCCUGUCAUCCAGCUGUACAACGCUGUCCUGGCUCACCUUGCUGACAAAGUGUCGUCUCCGGACCUCAGCAGACUCUCCUGGCCCCCGGGCGAGUUCUGCCUGCAGGAAUCCCAAGACUUUGUCCCUCAUCUGGGCUGGAACUCUCCCAAGCACCUGGCCUGGCUCCGAGAAGCUAUCCUUAGCCUGCAGCUGCCCAAGUGGGAGCAGAUCUCUGCCACAGACUCGUGGCCUGAGCUCUGCGCCUCCAUCUUCCACUUCUCCGCUCAGAUCCCAGUCUCCCGCCGCAGCCAGCCCCUCCUGAUGUCCCGGCUGGAAAACCUCCUGGAAAGGGUCAGGGUCAAGGGUCACCGUACCCAAACCUCCAGAUCCAGCCGUGGCGACGAGGACGUGUGUCCGACCUUCAAUCAGAUCCCUUGGGACGACAUUCUGGUGAUCUGCAUCGACCACAAACUGAAAGACUGGCAAAUCCCCGAACCCCCCGUCUCUGAAGAUGCUGUUACAGACGAUGGGGAGAUCCUGGUUUACUUCCCCAUUGAGACCCUGAAGGGGUUCAGGCCCCCUGGGGAAUGGACUGAGGUCAUCAGACAAACACACAGAGAGAAGCAGCAAGAGGAGGAAGGGUAAGAACAUACUAAAAGA